AUGGCAUCGAAAGUAUCAAAAGCGAUGACCGAAAAACUUCCAGAGAAAGCUCUCAGACCAAUUAUAAUACAACCACCUCCACCACCACCACUUGUAAUAAUACGACCACCACCACCUGUAAGUUUAUGCAGAGACAAUCACGUUGACUGUCCAAAGUACGUUAAUCAAUGCUUUGUUGGAGAUUAUGGUAAAGUAAUGCGAAUACAGUGUAGAAAAACAUGCCGAUAUUGUAUUUAA
Dracunculus medinensis (Guinea worm) is the source of this 237-nucleotide messenger RNA. NCBI's taxonomy places the organism in Eukaryota, Metazoa, Nematoda, Chromadorea, Rhabditida, Dracunculidae. The record is from the annotation of a GenBank genome assembly.